AUGGAACGAACGCGCGAUGAGGUCAGGAUACCGUCACCCGCGACCGCCGAGCUCGUCGCCCAUACGCUCAGGGAAGUGAUAAAAUUCCUCCUCUACGUCAGGCAGCAGCUCCCAUGCUCCUACGACGACCUGAGGAGCGGGUUGGAGGAGUCAAUGGGCCCCGAGGCGUUGGGGGUGGGGGAGGGUCAACGGAGGGCGGAUAUCUUGCCUGGAUUGAAACGAAAGCGCGCGACAUCCAGUGAGAGACGAUCCUUGAAACUCUUCAAGGCGCUCGAAGCUAUGCUGAGCCGAAUCACGCCGCAAAUGCUGCAAGAAACGCGCGCCACGGAGCUUGCACUGCUCCUUGGGUCCACGCCAUUGAGACCCAAGGAGAUGUACAACUUCGUGCUGAGCGACGCGUCGAGCUCUUACGCGCCGUACGAGCCCGCGCCCGGUACCGAAAGAAUGAUGGACAACGCAGCGCGGCGGGUGAUUAGAGAGUGUCUUCCGGCCGUAGCGGGCUGUCCAUCCGCAGCGGCACCGAUGAAAGUAUUUGUGCUGGUCAAGGUGCCAACACCAGAGACAGGUGGUGGCGAAGCAGAAGGUUUUCUGCCCAAGAGAGGGUUCGCACCGCUUCUCAGACAGACCAAGAUCGCGGCAGAUUUCGUGAUGAAGGUGAAACGAGCAGAGGGUGAUGUAGUUCAAGGGGGAGGCGUUGUCCAGGGUCUACCCGGGAUGUGGUACCAGUGCACGUCGUCCGUCAAGGGGGUCAAGGGUCCGGGGUCGUGA
This is a messenger RNA of Micromonas commoda, 768 nucleotides long. RefSeq lists its product as hypothetical. The transcript has a single exon. The record is from RefSeq and is a predicted model, not a curated record. NCBI's taxonomy places the organism in Eukaryota, Viridiplantae, Chlorophyta, Mamiellophyceae, Mamiellales, Mamiellaceae. Bases 1 to 768 code for a protein of 255 amino acids. Gene Ontology annotation, biological process: regulation of exit from mitosis. Gene Ontology annotation, cellular component: nucleus.